This is a messenger RNA of Orcinus orca (killer whale), 1582 nucleotides long. RefSeq names its product CD209 molecule (gene CD209). The coding region runs from base 319 to 1155 and encodes 278 amino acids. Lineage: Eukaryota; Metazoa; Chordata; Mammalia; Artiodactyla; Delphinidae. The transcript is spliced from 8 exons. The record is from RefSeq and is a predicted model, not a curated record.
AUUUCACAGUUGAGGAAACUGAGGCUCUGAGAAUGUGAGGCUGAAGGUCCCAGGACUGGAUAGGGGUUGGAACAGUGCCUUCUGGCACCAAAAUUGACUGCACAGCUUCUACCCGAUCCUAACUGACCUCUCAGUUGUGUCAGGCGCUUUAUCCCUCCCCGGAUUUUUCUGAGAGGAAGUGUUAUCCGCAUCCUGUUCCUCAUUCUUCCUGAGUUGAGAAAGAACAGAUCUGAGGAAGGGCUACAGAGGGAAAUACGUGGGGUUAUAAAAACCAUAGUUCAGAGAGGAGUUAGAAAGAGGGACAGAGAGGAAAGGAGGAUGGCAGAAAUGUGUAACCCCAAGGAACCUGGUGGCUCCGAGGAGGAGACAUUUGGGGGCCAGACAUUGGCUGAGAGACACCCUGGACUCCUACGCAGUUUGAGGAGCUCACCAGGGUGUCUGACCCAGAACCCUCUGCUUCCCCUGCUGCUCUUCAUCUCACUGGCUUUCUUCAUGCUCCAGCUGACCACCCUGGUUCAAGUUUCCAGGAUCCAGUUCCUGCAGAGAGAUUUGGGGGACCACGACGUGGAGAACAACAGCCUGGAUGAGGGGCUGGACGCCGGGUUCCAGAGUCAGAGAGGGGAUGGGGCUCUGAGGGAGCAGGACCUUGGAACAUCCAUCACCACCAGGGUUGAUGUUGCACAGGGGCAGAUGCAAUCAAACCUGGAGGAGAUCCUGCAGCACCUGACCUGGAUGAAUGCCACCCUGGCUGGCCUGUGCCGUCCCUGUCCUUGGAAUUGGGAAUUCUUCCAGGGGAGCUGCUACUUAUUCUCCUGGACCCAGAGUGACUGGAAAUCUGCUGUCUCCUCCUGUAAGGACAUUGGGGCCCAGCUGGUGAUCAUCAAAAGUCUUGAGGAGCAGAAAUUCCUGAAGAUUUGGUAUGUCAGAUAUAAUAAACCCACCUGGAUUGGCCUCAGUGACCACCACAAUGAGGGUUCCUGGAAAUGGGUGGACAACAGCCCCCUCCAACUCAGCUUCUGGAAGAAAGGGGAACCCAACAACCACGAAGAUGAGGACUGUGUGGAAUUGUACAACGAUGGCUGGAAUGAUGGCAAAUGUAGCACACAAAACUCCUGGAUCUGUGAGAAGCCCUCGUCUCCCUGCCCAGCCCUCUGAGGGUCACUGCCUCCCCCCCACCCCACCCUGUCCCGGUUUGCAGAGAUCAGGCAACUGAGACAUGCGGUCUGCUGGUCUCUCUCAGGCCCCACCCGUUUCUGUUUUUCCCUUUGGUGAAUUCCCAUCUCCCUCCUGUACAGAGGUCUUCGAGAUCCUGAGGCAGAUUCUGAGACCGCCUUAUCCUCUAGGACCCAUCCCACCAUAGGCUAUAGACCAUCUUUUUUCAUCUAUUGAUGGUCUCAGCCCCGCCUCAGCUCCCCCAUGACAUCCCCUUAAUAAAAUCAUACAUUGCAUUAUGUGUUCCAUUGAACUUAUUUUUGUUCCUUGCCACUGUUUCACUUACUACAGGGUUUUUUUUUCAGUUACUAUAGUUUAAUAAUCUGUUUGAUGUACAUUAGGACAUGAUCUUUUUUCAAUAUAUUUUUCU